Molecule: messenger RNA, 3422 nt
Organism: Xyrauchen texanus (razorback sucker)
Lineage: Eukaryota; Metazoa; Chordata; Actinopteri; Cypriniformes; Catostomidae
Product: dihydropyrimidinase-related protein 5-like
Exons: 13
Coding region: 132-1826 (564 amino acids)
Cellular component (GO): cytosol; cytoplasm
Molecular function (GO): hydrolase activity, acting on carbon-nitrogen (but not peptide) bonds, in cyclic amides
Source: RefSeq, a predicted model, not a curated record
CUGAAAGCGAACGGUUUGCCGGGUUGGACCAACCGAAGCAUCUGCCUGCCCGUCUAACCAGGCUUUAUUGUUAAACAACGCUAAAAGUGAACAAAAAUCGUGUUUAAGGAUAUAGCUCAAGAAAUUGAACCAUGUCUACCAGCUCAGCAAUGGUGCGCAUCCUCAUAAAGGGUGGUAAAGUGGUGAAUGAUGACUUCACACAGGAAGCCGAUGUGUACAUUGAAAAUGGAAUUAUCCAGCAAGUGGGCAAGGAGCUGAUGAUCCCUGGAGGGGCCAAAGUUAUAGAUGCCACAGGAAAGCUGGUGCUGCCAGGGGGUAUCGACACCAGUGUUCACCUGAACGAGAGCUUCAUGAAUGCCAGCACCGUGGAUGACUUCUACAGUGGCACAAAGGCUGCACUGGCUGGAGGCACUACUAUGGUGAUUGGUCACGUGCUGCCAGAGAAGAAUGAAUCAUUGUUGGAUGCUUACGAAAAGUGUCGGUCUCACGCUGAUGCCAAGGCCUGCUGUGAUUAUGCCUUUCAUGUGGGAGUGACCUGGUGGGGACCAAAGGUUAGUACUCAGAUGGAGACGCUGGUGCGAGACAAAGGUGUGAACUCCUUCCAGAUGUUCAUGGCCUAUAAGGACAUGUACAUGCUGAGGGACAGUGAGCUGUUCCAGGCCCUGCAGAACUGUAAGGACAUUGGCGCUGUGGCCCGCGUCCAUGCUGAGAACGGCGAGCUGGUUGCUGAGGGUGCCAGAGAAGCAUUGGAUCUGGGUAUUAGUGGACCAGAGGGCAUUGAGAUAAGCAGACCUGAGGAGCUGGAAGCAGAGGCCAUUCACCGGGCCAUCACCAUUGCGAACAGAGCCCACUGUCCCAUAUACCUUGUGAAUGUAUCCAGCAUGUCAGCAGGGGACGUUGUAGCAUCGGCCAAAAUGCAGGGGAAAGUGGUGCAUGGAGAAACCACCACUGCUCACGCUGUCUUAAAUGGGCUGCAGUACUAUCACCAGGACUGGGCCCAUGCUGCCGCUUUUGUCACUGUGCCACCACUCAGACUUGACCCCAACACACCCAAUUACCUGCUCAGUCUUCUGGGGAAUGACACUCUGAACGUUGUGACAUCGGACCACCGGCCCUUCGCCACUAAACAGAAGGCUAUGGGCAAAGACGACUUCACUAAAAUCCCUCAUGGUGUUCCUGGCGUGCAGGAUCGGAUGAGUGUUAUCUGGGAGAGGGGAGUAGUUGGAGGCAAGAUUGAUGAGAACCGUUUUGUUGCGAUCACAAGCUCCAAUGCUGCAAAGAUCUACAAUCUGUACCCCAGGAAGGGCAGGAUCAUCCCAGGAGCUGAUGCUGAUGUGGUGGUCUGGGAUCCAGAAUCAACGAGGACCAUCUCUGUCACCACUCAGUGGCAAGGUGGUGAUGUAAACCUGUACGAGAACCUACGCUGUCAUGGUGUUCCCCUGGUCACAAUCAGCCGCGGUCGUGUUGUUUAUGAAAAUGGGAUCUUCACUUGUGCUGAGGGCUCAGGAAAGUUCUACCCUCUCCGAACCUUUCCAGAUUACCUCUAUAAGAAAAUGGUCCAGAGGGAGAAGUGUCAGGCACUGAAGGGCGUUGAACGUGCUCCGUAUGCUGGAGAUGUAGCUGCAGUGCAGAAUUCAGGGAAGAAGGAAUCGUGCCAUGCAGAUGGAGACAUGAACCCUCGACCCUGUACUCGCCACGGGGCGAUGAGAGACAUGCAUGAGUCCAGCUUUAGUUUGUCUGGUGCCCAAAUUGAUGACAACAUUCCAAAUAGAGCUUCUGCAAGGAUUUUGGCACCCCCUGGUGGUCGGUCCAGUGGAAUCUGGUAACAUUUUGGAGCAGCACCCAAAGAAGUUUGAAACUAAGCACCUACAAUAUUUGACAUCCUCACAUCUGAUGGUUUAUUUAAUUUUAAUCACUUGCAAGUAAACUCCAGUGUUUUUAUAUAUAUAUAUGCAUACAAGGAAAACACAACAAUAUUUUUGUCUGGGAAUUGGGAAACAAGGUACAAGUCAGAAAUGCUUGUGAGAGAUUUGUGCAAGAUAAAAUUGUUAUUGGGUGUUUUUGUUCUUCGUGUUCAUCUAAAUUAAAUAGGGAAGGUUGUGUUAUAAUAAAACAGUUGUAGUGCUGAACAAAUGUUUAAUUUUGUUCAAUUUUGUCCAAUGGUUUUUGAUGAUAAAAGUUCUACAAACUGUUUUUGUUACAAACAGUACACGUUUUACCUUUGCUACAGUUUCAAGUAUUUUUAAGAUAGCAACUGAACAUUUGUUUUAAGAAUGGGAAUAAUUUUUGUUUGUGUAUUUCGUUAUGGCUAGAAUGAAAUGCGAGUCAUUGUAAAUGAACUUAAUAUCUGAACUGUUUUAAUGUGUUGCAGACGACUAUACAUUUACCUCAGUGUGUUAUCUCUUGAAUUACACUAAUGUACAGAAGCACCCUGCCUCUUUACACUUACAACUGUUACACUGAUCACCUGGCAACACUUUCUGACUAGUACAAUUCCAAAACAAAUUUAGCUUCAUUUUUACUUGCCAUUGAGGUGCAUCUUAUUUGCAUCUUAUUUCUUGACAUUAGAUAAAGAGGCAAUAUGAGGUAAUUGCUUCUUCAGUGAUUUUGUAGUUAUUUUUGUCAUACCAUUGGUUGAUGAAUCAGGCCCUUUUAUGAUGUCACUUGUAUUGCUUAACCAUUCAAAAGGUGAUUUUUAAGCACAUAGCCCUGAGACCUCCUAAAAUGUGAAUUUAGAAUAACUUUGUUUACUUUCUCACAUAUCAAUUUGUGCAACUAUCUAAAACUUGAUAGAUUUUUUAAAUAUUCUAUAUGUGUACAUUCUCGUUGAGCACUUAAAAUUGUCCUUAUAUCUGCUCUUUAUUAAAUGCUCUUUUGCAUUGUUACUUUAUGAUCUUUCUAGAAUGAACUGUCAAACAUUGUAAUCUGAAAUUUGAACUGUAAUGACAGUGUAAUACUAUUGAUUUACUGUGGUUGCUCACUGAACGAUUAACACUGUGCUUUGGUAACAAUUGAUUUGCAUGCGGCAAGUGAAAUUGAUUCAGAAAUGUUUCUGCCUCACUUCUGAUCGUUGAUUUCAAUGUGCUCCACCACCACUAACCAACUACAGUUAAAUAACACCAGACUGCUAACAGAGGCAUGUGUUCAUUUUGUACAUGUAUGUCUUACUUUAACUAAGCAGCUCGAUGCAUUUGAAGACCUUCUGUAGAGACAAUUUGAAACACAUGAACUGUUUAGCUGUACAACUCAAGCAUUAAAAUGGAAAACAGUUUCUGUUGGUGCUGAAUAUUAAUGUUUUUUAUUAUUAUUCUUGAUUGUGAGUAUGCUUCUCAUUUUUUUUUUUUAAAUGAGCCGUGUAUGCACUACAGUUGUACUUAUUAAAGUAUUGUUGUUUAUCUCAUGAAAAAGUGCAAAUAAAACCC